GGUGAUGAUGCUCAUGAAGCCAAACUCAUUGCGGCAUUUCCAGAUACAUUGGCUUAUUCUGCAUAUUGAGAAGUGAGGGCUUUCCCUGAAAAACAAUUGAGUUGUAUUGCCAACCAGAAUGGGUCACAAACGGACUGUGAGCUUGGAAACCCUUUUAAAAGAAACUCCAAUGUUACCUUUUAUUUGAUCUUAAGUACAACUGAGCUCACCUUUGACACCACAGACCUGGAUAUUAAUCUGAAGUUGGAAACGACAAGCAAUCAAGAUAAUUUGGCUUCAAUUACAGCGAAAGCCAAAGUGGUUAUCGAACUGCUUUUAUCCGUCUCUGGAGUUGCUAAACCUUCCCAGGUAUAUUUUGGACCAAAAUCUCUGGGAGGCAGUUCUCAGUGAGCAAGCUAUGAAAUCGGAAGGUGAAGUGGGAAGUUUAAUAGAGUAUGAGUUUAAUGUAAUUAACUUAAGCAAACCUCUUAGAAACCUCAGCACAGCAACCUUGAAUAUCCAGUGGCCAAAAGAAAUUAGCAAUGGCAAAUGGUUGCUUUAUUUGGUAAAAGUAGAAUCCAAAGGACUGGAAGAGAUAGCUUGUGAGCCACGGAAUGAAAUAAACUUUCUAAACCUAAAGGAGUCUCACAACUCAAGAAGGAAACAAGAAAUUGCCGAAAAACAGAUAGAUGACAGCAGAAAGUUUUCUUUGUUUGCUGAAAGAAAGUACCAGACCCUUAACUGCAGUGUAAACGUGAACUGUGUGAACAUCAAAUGUCCGCUGAGGGGACUGGACAGCAAGGCCUCUGUGGCUCUGCACUCUGGGUUAUGGAACAGCACAUUUCUAGAGGAAUAUUCCAAAAUGAACUACCUGGACAUUCUUGUCCGGGCUUCCAUUGAUGUGAUUGCUGCCACUGACAACAUCAAGCUGCCAAACGCAGGCACAAAGGUUCGUGUGACUGUGUUUCCUUCAAAAACUGCAGCUCAAUAUUCAGGAGUUCCCUGGUGGAUCAUCUUAGUGGCUGUUAUUGCUGGAAUAUUGAUGCUUACUUUAUUAGUGUUUUUACUAUGGAAGUGUGGAUUCUUUAAACGCUCUAGGUGUGAUGACAGCGUACCCCGAUACCAUGCUGUCAGAAUCCAGAAAGAAGAGUGACAGAUCAAAGAUGAAAAAUACGAUAGCCUUGAAAAAAAAAACUAAUCUAAUCUAAUCACAACCCCAUUCUCUCCUGCAUCCUUCUCCUCUGGCGGCAGCAUCAGGAACCACUGAAAUAGGUACAUAGGGGGUGAGAGAAGGCACGAACCAGCGAGGGCCAACCAAAAUCUCUGGGAGGCAGGGGGGGUGAGACCAAACCAAUGUAACAGAAUGACCAUGUAAAUAGACCACAACAUCAAGCAAUCUAACAGAAGGGGUCCCAGAUGCAGAACUAGAAGCAUACUAACAACAGCCCUGU
Molecule: messenger RNA, 1430 nt
Organism: Erinaceus europaeus (western European hedgehog)
Lineage: Eukaryota; Metazoa; Chordata; Mammalia; Eulipotyphla; Erinaceidae
Product: integrin alpha-6-like
Exons: 1
Coding region: 398-1132 (244 amino acids)
Biological process (GO): leukocyte migration; cell adhesion mediated by integrin; cell-matrix adhesion
Cellular component (GO): integrin complex; external side of plasma membrane
Molecular function (GO): integrin binding
Source: RefSeq, a predicted model, not a curated record